Molecule: messenger RNA, 1437 nt
Organism: Cladophialophora psammophila CBS 110553
Lineage: Eukaryota; Fungi; Ascomycota; Eurotiomycetes; Chaetothyriales; Herpotrichiellaceae
Exons: 5
Coding region: 1-1437 (478 amino acids)
Molecular function (GO): oxidoreductase activity, acting on the aldehyde or oxo group of donors, NAD or NADP as acceptor
Source: RefSeq, a predicted model, not a curated record
AUGGCAGGCGAUUCUUUCUCCCGCAUAGAGAUAUCCAGCAUCGAGGGCAGAGCCCAGUCGACGCGACUUCGCCAGAAACUGUUCCAUUCUCUCCACACGGCAUUGAGAUCAUCGGAGAAACUCAUCAAAGAUGCGAUCCUGGUGGACAGUGGUCUUAGCGAUUCCGAGGUCAAUCUCGAGUACGCGCUCGCCAUCUCAGAAUUGCGCACGCACUAUACUUCCAUCGAUCUGGAAAAAGACCUCAAAGCUCAAAGGGCAGCAGAGAACCUCGGGGCAACGACGAGUGUCGGCACCGUUUAUGUGAUUCCUGCGAAGCAAAACCUGUUCUAUUCUGUCAUCUCAGCUCUCACUGCGGCUCUGGCGGCUGGUAACUGUGUAGUCGUCGAGCUACCUCCUACGCUCACAAAAGUCUCUGGUGUGCUACGCAAAAUCUUACCCUCCGCACUCGAUGCGGACAUUUUCGCCGUCAGCAGCACAAGACCAUCAGAGGACUUCCUGGCCAAAUGUCACGUUUUGGCACAGUCUGGAGACGAGGAAGUGUCGGCAACAGGCGGUCUGCAGUCGAACUCGUCCCCCAAGGUUGUGGCGGUCGUGGAUAGGACUGCAAAGAUUCCAGAAGCGGCCAUGGCAAUCGGUGCAUCCAGAGUGUCCUUCAAUGGCCGCUCCGUCUAUGCUCCCGACGUUAUUCUCGUGAAUGAGUUUGUCGCCGACGACUUUCUGUAUCACCUUGUCCAGGCAGUAACAUCGCCCUUGCUGAGUGAGACUCCUCCAAGAUCACCACAUCUGGCAAAGGGACAGCCCGAUGGUUACGCGAGAACGUUGAAGGAAUGCGAGGGCAAUGAAAGCGUAAGGGUGGUUGUGUCAAGCUCGAACGGCAGCAUCGUUGAGGUCAAGGAUCGGUCAAAAGCCCCCCUUGGACGCAGGAUAGACGGCCGACUGAUCAUUGUCACCCGGAUCACGAGCUUGGAUGAUGCUAUCGACCUUUGUAACAGCUUCGGAACCGCCCUGGAAGCGAAUUUCGUCUUUGCAGCGCCCAUUGAAGCAAACUACACAGCGAGAUUCAUCGAUGCACGACUUUCGUGUAUAAAUCACAUCCCUGCUGAGCUGCUAGUCGGCCCUUUCGCGCCCAAGCAUCCGACAAUCGCACCAAGCCCGAGCCCGCGGUACACCCCGACAUUGUUUCGCUCUCCUCGACCACGACUAGCUCAUCCAUCAGAAUUGACGAUUAUCAGCCAGGAUGCCAUACGCUCUCGAUCGACCAAGGAGCUGGAGUCCUGGAGUCGAGCGGUGCUGCAGCGGGCGCUGCCAGCCAUCAACCAGGGCGAAGGCAGGGCCGUUGGCUUCUUCGAUCAAGCGUUUAUGACGAUCGGUAUCGUCAUCGUCUCGGUGGUGGCAGGGAGCGCCUUUGCCGUUUUUAGAAUGAUCAGACAGCGGUAG